GACGCUGGUGAGACAGGGAGACGCGGCGAGGAGACACGGAGAGACACAGGGAGACGCGGAGAGGAGACACGGAGAGGAGACACGGAGAGACACAGGGAGACGCGGAGAGGAGACACGGAGACGCCUGCGAGACAAUGCUGACCAAGUUCGAGACCAAGUCCGCCCGCGUCAAGGGGCUUUGCUUCCACUCGAAGCGGCCCUGGGUGCUGGCGAGCUUACACAGUGGCGUCAUCCAGCUGUGGGACUACCGCAUGUGCACGCUCAUCGACAAGUACGACGAGCACGAUGGUCCUGUUCGGGGUGUGGACUUCCACAAGCAGCAGCCACUGUUCGUGUCGGGAGGAGACGACUACAAGAUCAAGGUGUGGAACUACAAGCUGCGUCGCUGCCUCUUCACCCUUCUCGGUCACCUAGACUACAUUCGAACUACGUUCUUCCACCAUGAGUACCCGUGGAUCAUCAGCUGCUCUGACGACCAGACGAUCCGCAUCUGGAACUGGCAGAGCCGCACCUGUGUGUGCGUGCUGACGGGGCACAACCACUACGUGAUGUGUGCCCAGUUCCACCCUAUGGAGGACCUGGUGGUGUCGGCGAGCCUGGAUCAGACCGUACGCGUCUGGGACAUUUCCGGCCUCCGCAAGAAGAACCUGAAUCCCGGAUCGUCGGGCGACGCGGAGCUCCGCUCCAUCUCCGGUGUCGACCUCUUCGGCGCCGCUGACGCCGUGGUGAAACACGUCCUGGAGGGCCACGACCGCGGAGUGAACUGGGCGGCGUUCCACCCCACCAUGCCCCUCAUCGUGUCCGGGGCUGACGAUCGCCAAGUCAAGCUGUGGAGGAUGAACGACUCAAAGGCAUGGGAAGUAGACACCUGCCGUGGACACUACAAUAACGUUUCCUGCUGCCUCUUCCACCCGCGUCACGAACUCAUCCUCAGCAACUCCGAGGACAAGAGUAUCCGCGUGUGGGACAUGUCCAAGCGCACGGGAGUGCAGACGUUCCGCAGAGACCACGACCGCUUCUGGGUCCUCGCCGCCCAUCCCUCCCUCAACCUCUUCGCUGCAGGCCACGACAGCGGCAUGAUCGUGUUCAAGCUGGAGCGCGAGCGGCCUGCUUACGCGGUGCACGGGGGGCUGCUCUACUACGUCAAGGAGCGCUUCCUGCGCCAGCUCGACUUCAGCUCCUCCAAGGACGUCGCUGUCAUGCAGUUGCGCGGUGGCUCCAAGAACCCGGUGUUCAGCAUGUCGUACAACCCAGCAGAGAAUGCCGUGCUCCUGUGCACCCGUGCGUCUAACCUGGAGAACAGCACGUAUGACCUAUACAGCAUCCCUAAGGACAGCGACUCCCAGAACCCCGACGCUCCGGAAGGGAAGCGGUCGUCGGGACUCACCGCCGUGUGGGUCGCCCGCAACCGCUUUGCGGUGCUGGACCGCAUGCACUCGAUCCUCAUUAAGAACCUCAAGAACGAGAUCACUAAGAAGGUGCAGGUACCCAGCUGUGAGGACGUCUUCUACGCAGGCACGGGGAACCUGCUGCUGCGCGACGCCGACUCGAUCACUCUGUAUGAUGUGCAGCAGAAGAGGUCUCUAGCGUCGGUAAAGAUCUCCAAGGUGAAGUACGUGGUGUGGAGCGCCGACAUGUCCCACGUGGCCCUGCUCGCCAAGCACAUGAUCAUGAUCUGCAACCGUAAGCUGGAGUCGCUGUGCAGUGUCCACGAGAACAUCCGCGUGAAGAGCGGAGCCUGGGACGAAAGCGGAGUCUUCAUCUACACCACAUCCAACCAUAUCAAAUACACGCUCACCAACGGGGACCACGGAAUAAUCCGCACGCUGGAUCUGCCGAUCUACGUGACGCGCGUGCGCGGGACGAGCGUCUACUGCCUCGACCGCGACAGCCGCCCCCGCGUGCUGACCAUCGACCCCACUGAGUUCCGCUUCAAACUCGCCCUCGUCAAUCGCAAAUACGAUGAGGUGCUGCACAUGGUACGCAACGCAAAGCUGGUGGGGCAAUCGAUCAUCGCGUACCUGCAGAAGAAGGGCUACCCCGAGGUGGCGCUGCAUUUUGUUAAGGACGAGAAGACGCGCUUUGCCCUCGCGCUAGAGUGCGGCAACAUCGAGAUUGCGCUUGAGGCCGCCAAGGCGUUGGACGACAAGGGAUGCUGGGAGAAGCUGGGCGAGGUUGCGCUGCUGCAGGGCAACCACCAGAUGGUGGAGAUGUGUUACCAGCGCACCAAGAACUUCGACCGCCUCUCCUUCCUCUACCUCAUCACCGGCAACCUUGACAAGCUGCGCAAGAUGAUGAAGAUCGCCGAGAUCCGCAAGGACGUGAGCGGCCACUACCAGAACGCGCUCUACUUGGGAGACGUGGCGGAGCGAGUGCGGGUCCUCAAGAACUGCGGCCAGAAGUCCCUGGCGUACCUAACAGCCGCCACACAUGGCCUGGAUGAGGAGGCGGAUGGCCUGAAGGCCCAGUUCGACCUGGAGAAGGAGACGCUGCCGGAGGUGAAUGCAGAUGCUGUGCUGCUGCAGCCGCCGCCCCCCGUAAUGCCACUGGACACGAACUGGCCGCUCCUCACCGUUUCCAAGGGAUUCUUCGAGGGCGCCAUGGCUGCCAAGGGCAAGGCAGGACAGAUGGCUGCUGACCUGGACAUGGAGGUGGGCGGCGGCGAGGGCUGGGGUGAUGACGCGGAGCUCGUGCUGGACGAAGAGGGCUUUGCGGACGCAGUGGAGGGCACCGGAGAUGACGCGGCAGUAAAGGCGGCUGAGGAGGGCGGCGGCUGGGACGUGGACGAGGACCUGGAGCUGCCCCCCGACCUGGAUGUGCCGUCUGGACCUCUCACCGGCGGAGAAGAGGGAUUCUUCGUUCCUCCGACUAAAGGAACCAGCCAGAGCCAGGUCUGGUGCACAAACUCACAGCUGCCCGUGGACCACAUCCUCGCCGGUUCCUUUGAGACGGCCAUGCGGCUAUUGCACGACCAGGUUGGGGUGGUGGCUUUCGGGCCGUACAAGCCUCUGUUCAUGCAGACGCUGUCACGUGCGCGCACUGCGCACCAGGGCUUACCCUCGCUGCCGCCCCUGCAGGGCCAUCCGCACCGCAACUGGAAGGACGCGGGUGCACGUGGGGGCCUGCCGGCAGUGGGGGUGCGCCUGGCAGAGCUGAUUGCACGCCUGCAGGCCUGCUACCAGCUCACCACGGCCGGCAAGUUCGAGGAAGCCCUGGAGCGAUUCCGCUCAGUGCUGCUGUCCGUGCCACUCCUCGUGGUGGACAAUAAGCAGGAGAUCGCCGAGGCCCAGCAGCUGGUGGGAAUCUGCCGUGAGUACAUGGUAGGGCUCUCCAUGGAGGUGGAACGCAAGCGGCUACCCAAGGACACCCUUGAGCAGCAGAAACGCACUUGCGAGAUGGCUGCGUACUUCACGCACUGCAGCCUGCAGCCUGUGCAUAUGAUGCUGGUGCUGCGCACGGCACUCAACCUCUUCUUCAAGCUUAAGAACUUCAAGACGGCCGCCACCUUCGCCCGCCGCCUCAUAGAGCUUGGACCGAAACCUGACGUGGGCCAGCAGACACGCAAGAUCCUCUCUGCAUGUGAGAAGACGCCCACAGACUCCCACCAGCUCAACUAUGACAUGCACAACCCCUUUGAUAUCUGCGCUGCCACCUACAAGCCCAUCUACAGAGGGAAGCCAGUGGAGAAGUGUCCCCUGAGUGGCGCCUGCUACAGCCCGGAGUUUAAGGGUGAAACCUGCCGCAUAACCAAGGUGACAGAGAUUGGGAAAGACGUGAUUGGGCUGAGGAUCAGCCCCCUGCAGUUCCGCUAACACAUCGGGCAUAUUGGUUCACAUGCAUGCAUCCAAGAAUGCACCACACAGGCGCACA
Molecule: messenger RNA, 3870 nt
Organism: Petromyzon marinus (sea lamprey)
Lineage: Eukaryota; Metazoa; Chordata; Hyperoartia; Petromyzontiformes; Petromyzontidae
Gene: COPA
Product: coat protein complex I subunit alpha
Biological process (GO): retrograde vesicle-mediated transport, Golgi to endoplasmic reticulum; intracellular protein transport; endoplasmic reticulum to Golgi vesicle-mediated transport
Cellular component (GO): COPI vesicle coat
Molecular function (GO): protein binding; structural molecule activity
Source: RefSeq, a predicted model, not a curated record